Messenger RNA from Scleropages formosus (Asian bonytongue), 3218 nucleotides. RefSeq names its product protocadherin beta-15. Gene Ontology annotation, molecular function: calcium ion binding. Bases 27 to 2993 code for a protein of 988 amino acids. Gene Ontology annotation, biological process: homophilic cell-cell adhesion. The transcript is spliced from 4 exons. Gene Ontology annotation, cellular component: plasma membrane. The record is from RefSeq and is a predicted model, not a curated record. NCBI's taxonomy places the organism in Eukaryota, Metazoa, Chordata, Actinopteri, Osteoglossiformes, Osteoglossidae.
CGUGCUGACGCUUCCGUUCCAAUGAGAUGGACCGGGGAGCUGCGGGAGGACGCUGGACGUGCAGGGGGCACCUCGUGUGCGUGGCUCUGUGCGUGGGCGCUCUCGAGCUGGUCUUGGCGCAGAUUCGGUACUCCAUACCGGAGGAGUUGGAGCACGGGGCUUUCGUGGGCAACAUUGCCGAGGACCUGGGACUGGAUGUGGCCAAACUAUCUGCUCGCAGAUUCAGGAUAGUUUCUGGCGCGAGGAAGCAGUACUUGGAGGUGAACCUGGAAAACGGCAUCUUGUUCGUCAACGAGAAAAUGGACCGGGAGGAGCUGUGCGAGCUCAGUCCCACUGGCACUUGCUUCCUGCACUUGCAGGUGGUGAUCGAAAGCCCGCUAGAACUGUACAGGGUCGAGGUCGAGGUUCAGGACGUGAACGACAACUCUCCGAGUUUCCCGUGGAGCGACUUCAACCUGGAGAUAACGGAGUCCGCGGCGCCCGGUUCGCGCUUCCCCCUGGAGAGCGCGCAGGACCAGGACGUGGGCACCAACUCGCUGCGCACGUACCUGCUGAGCGCGAACGCGCACUUCGCCCUGGACGUCCAGACCAGGAACGACGGCAGCAAGUUCGCGGAGCUCGUGCUGGAAAGCCCCCUGGACCGCGAGCAGCUCAAGACCCACCGCAUGGUGCUGACCGCCGUGGACGGGGGCGCUCCGGAGAGGUCGGGCACGGCGAAAAUCAGCGUCACGGUGCUGGAUGCCAACGACAACGUGCCCGUUUUCGAGCAGCCUUUCUACAGGGGGAGGCUGGUUGAAAAUUCUCCCAGGGGCACCCUCGUGCUGAAGCUGAACGCCACCGACCUGGACGAGGGCUCGAACGGGGAGAUCUGCUACUCGUUCAGCGGGCACGCGCCGCUCAGAGUGCGCGAGCUCUUCAGCGUGGACUCUCACACCGGUGAAAUUCGGGUGAAGGGGCUCGUGGACUACGAAAAAGCCCGCGUGUACGAACUGUACGUGCAAGCUAAGGACAAAGGUCCCUCGGCUGUGGCCGUGCACUGCAAAGUGCUCGUGGAUAUUUUGGACGUGAAUGACAACGCGCCAGAAGUCAUCCUCACGUCCGUGUCCACACCUGUCCAGGAGGACGCGCCUCCCGGCACCGUGAUCGCCGUCAUCAGUGUGAUGGACCGGGACUCCGGAGAAAACGGCGACGUGGACUGUCAGAUCCCGGGCAACAUCCCCUUUCAGCUUCACUCGUCCUUCAAAAACUACUACACUUUGGUCACGAGCGACUUCCUGGACAGGGAGACGGUGUCCGAGUACAACAUCACGCUGACCGCCAGCGACUUGGGAGCCUCGCCUCUCUUCACCAGGAAGACCGUUCUGGUGCAGGUGUCGGACAUCAACGACAACCCCCCCCGCUUCGUGCAGCCCUCGUACACCGUGUACGUGACGGAGAACAAUGCCCCCGGCGCUUCCAUUUGCUCCGUGACCGCCUUCGAUCCCGAUUCCAACCAGAACGCCUAUCUGUCCUACUCCAUCCUCGAGGACCAGAUCCAAGGCAUGCCCGUGUCCACGUACGUGUCCAUCAACUCGGACAACGGCAACAUCUACGCGCUGCGCUCCUUCGACUACGAGCAGCUGAGGAGCUUCCAGAUCCGAGUCCAAGCCCAGGAUGCCGGCUUCCCCCCUCUGAGCACCAACGUGACGGUCAACGUGUUCGUCCUGGACCAGAACGACAACGCGCCGGUCAUCGUGUCGCCUCUGCCCAGAAACGGCACCGUGGCCACGGAGAUGGUGCCGAGGUCCGUGGACUCCGGCUACCUCGUGGCAAAGAUCACGGCAGUGGACGCGGACGCGGGGCAAAACUCGCGCCUUUCCUACCAGCUCCUCCAAGCGACCGACCCGGGGCUCUUCAGCGUCGCCCUUUACACCGGAGAGGUGAGGACCAUCCGCAGAUUUGUGGACAAAGACGCCACAAGGCAAAGACUGGUCAUUCUGGUCAAGGACAACGGUCAGCCGCCCCUUUCGGCCACCGUGUCCAUCAUGUUGUCAGUAGUUGACAGCGUGCCGGAGCCCAUGUCCGACUUCGGCGACCUCCCGGCGAGCCCCCAGUCCCCCGGCAACCUCACACUUUAUCUGAUCGUGUCUUUAAGCACCAUAUCUUUCAUAUUUCUCGUGGCCAUCAUCGUCCUGGCAGCCGUGAAGUGCUACAAGGACAGAGAGUCCAUUCGGGAAUACAGCUCCUCGGUGGGCGCCUGCUGUGGCUUUCGGCACGAGCCGCCGUCGGACGUCUACAAGAAAUCCAACAUCAACGUGCAGAUAUCUUCUGGCAACAAAGUGCCCACCAACUGCGUGGAGGUCAAUGGCAGCGGAGCCCUGUCCCAAGGCUACUGCUACAAAGUGUGCCUGACCCCCGAGUCCGCCAAGAGUGACUUCAUGUUCCUCAAGCCGUGCGGCCCCACGAGCCCGCGGAACAACGCGAAGGGCGCCGAGAACCUCGUGUCCUCGUGGUGCGCGCACAAGCGCGGCACCGCUGCCAACAACGAGCCGGUCGCCCCGAGCGAGCUCAAGACGCCAAACGUGGACUGGCCUUUACCGAAGAACCAAAACUCCACCCUUAAAGGCUACAGCUCUGUUAACGCCGAGUGCACGCUAGUGCGGAAAGCCACGCGCGGAGAUCUGGACAGCGGCAUCGCACCUGCGGCCGGCCAGUACUGGACCUGGGGUACACACAUGCGAGAGUAUAAAAUGUCCCCUUCAUCCGCUGGAAUGUCGAACCGCCCCUGGACCCCCAGGUACGGCCUGCCGCAGCCCGUGGCCCCCCCACUGGACUAUCAGCACAAUGUGUACAUCCCCGGCACGCCGACCACACACUGCACGCUGAAGGCCGCUCAUCGCAGAGAUCUAGAUGUCAAUAACACUUUUUCAACAUUUGGGAAAAAAAGGAGAUUCAUGUCAACCUACGACCACAAAGAUGACGCUGUCAUAAACAACGACCUGUUCAAUAAGUAACAAUACUUGUCAUCAGUGUGCUGUUUGUGGGCUCUCCACGUGUAAAACUUAAGGCUUAGUUGGUCCAAAGUAAAUCAAAACUAAACAUCUCCAGGCCCAGUACGGCUGCUUAAAAGCAUAAAAACCACAUUUUAAACCAAAGCAUGCGCUGACUUAAUGACCUGGAUGCCUGAAGAUUGAUCUUUCAACCACCUGAAAUACAAAUCCAUGUACACUGUCUUAGGU